This is a messenger RNA of Carassius auratus (goldfish), 2865 nucleotides long. RefSeq names its product transcription factor Sp8-like. The record is from RefSeq and is a predicted model, not a curated record. Lineage: Eukaryota; Metazoa; Chordata; Actinopteri; Cypriniformes; Cyprinidae. The transcript is spliced from 2 exons. Gene Ontology annotation, molecular function: DNA-binding transcription factor activity, RNA polymerase II-specific; RNA polymerase II cis-regulatory region sequence-specific DNA binding. The coding region runs from base 181 to 1494 and encodes 437 amino acids. Gene Ontology annotation, biological process: regulation of transcription by RNA polymerase II.
CUAAGGAGUUUCGUGCUGGUUUAAUUAGUUUCCUUUAUUGUCCUGCCGUGGGGAUUAACAUUUCUUGGGUCAGCCGGGGAGAGAGUCACUUGAUUAUGUUUUAAGCGAGAGAAACAAGCAGGACUUCCAUUUCUCAACUAAGACAUUGAGGAGCCGAGAUUGGGGUCGACUCCUUUAGCCAUGUUGGCUGCGACGUGUAACAAAAUCGGGAGUCAGAGUCCUUCUCCUUCCUCUAUUUCGGAUAACUCCUCUUCGUUCGGAAAAGGAUUCCACCCGUGGAAACGAGCGACAGCCAGCAGCUGUAGUUUGGGAUCCAGUUUGUCCUCUUUCGCUCGGAAUGGUAGUGGUUUAAGCGACUCUUUUGGCACGAACACUUCCACGGGAUCCAGUGCUUUUUCCUUAACUUCUGGUACUUCAUCCAACUGCCAUUUCGGAAACGACUACUCCGUUUUCCAGGCGUCGGUUUCCAACAACUCCCAAGAGCCCAGCCACCAGCCCAUGUUUAUUUCCAAGGUGCACACGUCCGUGGACAGUUUGCAAAGCAUUUACCCGAGAAUGAGCGUGGCGCAUCCCUACGAAUCGUGGUUCAAGUCCUCGCACCCUGGCAUACCCACCGGGGAUGUGGGCACCACGGGCGCAUCCGCGUGGUGGGACGUGGGAGCCGGUUGGAUUGACGUGCAGAACCCGAACGGAACCGCGCUCCAGACGUCCCUUCACUCCGGUGGGCUGCAGACUUCUUUACACUCUCCUUUGGGGGGAUACAACUCAGACUACUCGAGUUUAAGCCACUCUGCCUUCAGUACCAGUGCGUCCCCGCAUCUCCUGACCACCGGUCAGCAUCUCAUCGACGGAUUCAAACCCGUGCUCUCUUCGUACCCGGACUCCAGUCCCUCUCCCCUGGGUGGAGCGGGAGGUUCCAUGUUGACAGGGGGUCCGACGGCCUCGUUGGCCGGGUCUCCGCGGUCCUCAGCGCGACGCUACUCGGGCAGAGCGACGUGCGACUGCCCGAACUGUCAAGAGGCGGAAAGACUGGGUCCAGCUGGCGCGAGCCUCCGGAGAAAAGGGCUACACAGCUGUCACAUUCCCGGGUGUGGGAAAGUGUACGGCAAAACGUCGCACCUCAAGGCGCAUUUGAGGUGGCACACCGGAGAGAGGCCGUUUGUGUGUAACUGGUUGUUCUGUGGGAAGAGGUUCACGCGCUCCGACGAGCUCCAGCGACAUUUGCGCACGCACACCGGCGAGAAGCGCUUCGCUUGUCCAGUGUGUAACAAGAGGUUUAUGCGGAGCGACCACCUCAGUAAACAUGUCAAAACGCACAGUGCCGGAGGCUCGUCAGGGUCGGGCUCUGGGACGAGUGGAGGAAAACGAGGGAGUGACACCGACAGCGAGCACAGUGUGCCCGGUAGCCCCUCGUGCCACUCACCUGACUUGUUGCAAACUUCCGAGUCUGUCCCGACGACGGGCUUGAAUGGCAGUGCAAACUCCCUCGAUUAAUCCCAUUCUAAAUGCACGUACACGUAUCUCGAAUGGACGGUUCACAAACAGGUUGUGCUGUUCGUUCGGUAACACUUUAUAAAAACUUUCUAUAACUCCAGUUGUUAACGAACACUAUCAGAUAGCUUGUUAAUGCCCAUUCAAUUCUGAAAAUCCUAAAGGAAACAAUAUAAACCAAAGUUUGGUUUCUUUUUAGCUAUUCGAAUGUACAUUAACUCAUUUUCUGUUAAGCUUAAUACUAUUUGUUAAGUUAAAAAUGAAAGUUAUUAUAAAGUGUCACCUGGUGAAAUAAGUGUGUGGGCAUUUCACUUGGAUGUCGUAAAGUGAUUCAAUUUACGAUUAAAAGGUAAUCUACUAGCCUGUUUUGGUCUGCACAAAUUGUGUGACAUGAAUUUGGUAAAAAAAAAAAAAAAUGAGGGAAUAUUAAAAAUGAAAUAAUCUGAUUUGUGCUUUCUGAUGGGUAUUUGUCAAAUAGUUUUAUUUUACUUACUGUUGCUAUGAAACAGAAAAAAAAAAAUAUAUAUUUUACCCAUCAGUGACGUGGCCUGCUAACUUUUUUUUUUCUUUUCUCAAAACUGUGGCACUUUAUUCAUGAACACUACUAAAUUCAAAUUUCGUACGUAUAAACUUCCGUAGUGUUGAAUAGACUUCGUUUUGUCAUUUACAAAUCAAUUUCUUUAAUAUUCGAAAAAUAGUCUCGCACAUUGGUCUUUGUCGAAACUAGUACAGACUACAAUUCCUAAAUUUGUAUGUACUUAUUUCCUGAUGCUGCAAAAGAAUGUAAAUAUUGAAAACAAAACAGAAUAGAAUAGAAUAGAAGGUUAUUCCACACUGAUGUAAAACCUGGGUAUGUAUUUGUUCAUAAAGCAAAAUUUGAAUACUAUUUUUAGUUGCAUAUAUUGACUUUAGUAAAUAUCCAAAACUGUACGGGAGUGUUUCUUCUUCAUCCCUUUUUUUUAUUUUAUUUAUUUUAUUUUUUUAUUUUAUUUUAUUUUUUUUGCUGAAGAAAACCUCACAUUUUUCCACGAGUUGGACUUUAUUUUUUGGGAGGUCUGUCAUAAGACGCACUUUGAAAUUAUUUGUAAGAUUUUAAAUUCAGAAUUCAGUGUUUAAUCACGUUUUCUAAUUUAUGUAAGCAUGCAAAGGUGAGCAUUUAUUUUUAUUUUUUCCACAUCGUUCAUUUGAGAAAUUGGCUUUCUAAUUUAAGCCACCCAAUAAAGUCAACAUGGAUUCAGCCACAGUGAACGGUUUGCCGUUGAUAUUACUGCAAUGUCCAAUUUCUAUAUAAUAACAUGUGCCGGUGCAGGACCUGUUACGUCAUUUCAAUACCAACUGUAAAAAAUAAAAAUGUUCGAAAUGUUAAAACUGCAA